AUAAUAAGGAUCCAUGCAAUCCUAACAUUUUAUAAUAAUUCACUUAAUUUUAUUUAGAUAUAUUGGGCUGGAAUUCAAGAACAUAUAUAUCUUUUAACAAAUCAAGGUACAAGGCAAAUACCUCCCAUAUUAUUCAUGGAACAUAAAUGAAAGCUAAGCAGAUAGGAAUGAUUGACUGAGAAUACAGCCUUGCUGCAGAUCACAUUAUCCAGAAGUUUUCAGAAAAACUUUGCUUCCUGUAAUGUCAGAAAUGAUGAAAUGCAAUGAAAAAGCUUUUUAUUUUGAAGCAAAAUUGUUAAUUACCUAUUUAAUUUAUGACUUGUUUAUACUUGGUACCCCUUGCAUUAUGAACAGCCUCAUUAACAGGGUAAAUGACGUUUUCUCUAACCAUAAUUGAUAAGUGUCUUAGGAAGACAACAUGAUUUCCUUGGUUUUCACAAGUACUAUAACUAGAGUGGAUUAAUAGGCAACUAGGUGAGACAUAGAUAAGAGUAUAGAACUUGUAGUGAGGGAGACCCGAAUUUGAAUACUACUUCAGAGCUUACUAGUGUGACUGGGCAAAUCAUUUAAUUUUUUUGAAGCUCCAGUGUAGUAAUAAUAUCUUCUUCGGAAGAUUACAAGGAUUAACUGAAAAAAUGUAAAAAAAAAGUUUUGAAGAUCCUAAAGCUCUAUACAAAUGCUAGCAAUAACUGUUAUUAUUUUAUCUGAAAGGAUCUAUAUACUUUCUGACUGAAAAUAAUACAAAGAAUAAUUUGUCAAUAAAGACGCGUGGUGGCGCUGUAGACUAAGAAGGAGAAUAAAAUACUGCAGAUCCGGUGGAUUGCCUAAACAGAGAAAAGAAAAUACAAAAGCUACGCCGGGGAAGGAGAUGUUUUCCCAGCCAUAGCUGGAGCUGAAGAAAUAUUAGUAAUUGCUAUCUGGGAGAACAAAUAAACUCAUCAGAAUCUCUUGAGCCAAGAAACAGAAAUUGACUGUACCAGAGAUUUCUCUACUGAAAGGACUGCACAUUGUGUGCCCUACCACAACAAUGGAGAUCGCUCCACGGAAAGCUCGGCAGAAUAGGCAAGUGGUAUUUCUUAUUUUUGCCUUAUUCUUGUCUGUGGGGGUUUCGGAGCCGCAGUUGUACUCAGUGACAGAGGAAACUGAGAGUGGUUCCUUUGUGGGUAAUGUAGCUAAAACCCUGGGGCUAGAGGUAGAGGAGUUGUCAUCCCGAGAGGCCCGGGUGAUCUCUGAGAAUAAGAAGCAGUAUUUGCAGCUUAAACGUGACACUGGGGAUCUUCUUAUAAAAGAGAAGCUUGACCGGGAGAAGCUGUGUGGCCCUACCGAGCCCUGUAUGCUGCCUUUCCAGAUCUUACUGGAAAACCCUUUUCAGUUUUUCCGGGCUGAGCUGAGGGUAGAAGACAUAAAUGACCAUUCGCCCACUUUCCCGGAAUCCGAGAUGAUUCUGAAAAUAUUAGAAAGUACUGUGCCUGGAACUGUGUUUCGACUAAAGGUGGCCCAGGAUUUAGACGUCGGAAUAAACGGUCUCCAGAACUAUACCAUCAGUCCCAAUCCCCAUUUCCUCGUCCGCACUCGCCCACGCAGCGAUGGAAGAAAGGUCCCAGAGCUGAUAUUAGACAAAGUGCUGGAUCGGGAGGAACUGCCUGAGCUCACUUUAACUCUCACAGCAGUAGAUGGGGGGAUUCCUUCAAGAUCCGGUACAGCCCAAGUCCGGGUCAUAGUUAUGGACAUCAAUGACAAUGCCCCUGUCUUCGCUCACGCCCGAUAUGAGGUUCAAAUACCAGAGAAUAGCCCCAUUGACUCUCUAGUUGUGACUGUCUCUGCUCGAGAUUUAGACUCUGGAAUCAAUGGAGAUUUAGCCUAUGCCUUAUACCAAGCUUCUAAUGAAGUCAGUCAAACAUUUGGAGUAGAUCCCAUUUCAGGAGAGAUUAGACUCAAAAAACAAUUGGAUUUCGAGGCAAUUCAAAAAUAUGAGGUGGAUAUUGAAGCAAUUGAUGGCGGGGGCCUUUCGGGGAAAAGCAUUGUUGUGAUUCAAGUAAUGGAUCUUAAUGACAAUUCCCCAGAGUUGACUGUAUCAUCACUUACCAGUAACAUUCCAGAAAAUUCCCCAGAGACCGUGGUCGCUGUUUUCAGCAUCCGAGAUCGUGAUUCCGGAGAUAAUGGAAGAAUGAUCUGUUCUGUCCCAGAAGAUCUUCCUUUUUCCCUGAAACCAACUUUCAAAAAUUUUUAUACACUUGUCACAGAAGGAGCCCUGGACAGAGAAAAAAGGAUCCAGUAUAACAUCACUAUUACCAUCACGGAUUUAGGAUACCCGAGGCUCAAAACCGAGCACAACAUCACGGUAUUCAUCUCCGACGUCAAUGACAAUCCACCAGUAUUUACUCAGACAGCCUACACACUCUACCUCAGAGAAAACAAUAGCCCCGCCCUUCAUAUUGGCAGUGUCAGUGCAGAUGACAGGGAUGAAGGAGCCAAUGCUAAACUCACCUACUCCCUGCUGCCUCCUGAGACUGAAGAUUUGCCCCUCUUUUCCUACAUCUCCGUGAAUUCAGACAACGGACAUCUUUAUGCUCUGAAAUCCCUGGAUUAUGAAACCACUAAAGCCUUCCAGUUCACUGUGAGAGCCACUGAUAGCGGCUCUCCAGUCCUGAGUAGUCAAGCUCUGGUUCAGGUUGUGGUCCUGGAUGAGAAUGACAACUCUCCCUUUGUGCUGUAUCCUCUGCAGAAUAGCACGGCUCCCUGCAAUGACCUUGUUCCCCGGGCAGCAGAGCCCGGUUACCUGGUGACUAAAGUGGUGGCGGUAGAUAGGGACUCAGGACAAAAUUCAUGGCUUUCCUACCAGCUACUCAAAGCCACAGACCCAGGACUCUUCACUGUAUGGGCUCAUAAUGGAGAAGUGCGCACAUCAAGACCCAUCAACGACAGAGACACCAUGAAACAGAGGCUUCUAGUUCUGGUGAAAGACAACGGGAAGCCGGCUUUGUCCACAGAGGUCACGCUGAAUGUACUCCUGGUGGACGGAUUCUCUGAGCUACAUGUACAACUCCCAGGCACAAAGGAACAAGUCCAGAAUGACUCCCUCACUGUCUAUUUGGUUAUUUCUCUAGUUUCAGUCUCAUUUCUCUUCUUGCUCUCUGUCUUCCUUUUUAUAGCAGUGCGUCUAUGGAAGAAGAGAAAUGCUGCAAAUGGAGUUUGCUUGGAGACCAAUGACCCCUAUUCAGGCCAUUUAGCGGAUUUCAGUGGCACAGGGACUCUUUCCCAGAGUUACCAGUAUGAGGUGUGUCUGACCAGUGGCUCCGGGAAUGGAGAAUUCAAGUUCCUGAAGCCUAUUAUGCCCAACCUCCAAACUCAGAAUUCUGGGAGAGACUUAGAAGAAAUUCCAUCAUUUAGAAAUAGCUGUGGCUUCAAUUAGAGGUAUGAAGUGAUGAAAAUGCACUUGUGAUUUUGUUAUAUUUGCCAUGGACAUUGCCCCCAGUAGUCCUGUAUUGCUUAGAAUGUUAGAGAGUUCCUGUAAUGGUACUCUUCAAAAAUUUUUUUUUAAUUUCUGCAGGUUCAAUAGUCAUUUAUAGUCAUUUGUAUACUCAUGCAUUGCAUUCAUUUGCAUUAUCUUCGUUUUAAAUUCAAAGGACAGAAUUUUGUUUGACAUUUGCUUCAUUAAAGUGGCUCACAUUUGAGCUCUAACCCACUCUCUGAGCCCACAUGAUCACUCUUAAUGUUCUAAUUUCUAUGAACCUUUACAUAGAAAGGUUUACAACCUUUACAGAAACAAUGAAGAUGGGUAUAAUGUGGAUGGUAGAUGCCCUUGAGUUAUCGUGAACCUAGGCCAAUCUUUGUUAUCAUCUGCACUUUACAAUUUCAUAUUCUCUUCCCAUAGUGUUUCAAUACAAGUAAAUGCAGUGCUUUGCUCUACAGUAUUUUUUUUUCCCUACAAAAAUCAUAAUUAUUCUGAGUAAGGCUUAGAAGUUUCUUUUGGCAUAUGCCUUAUUCAAUUCCAUAUCUAUUUCUGUGUGACAUUUUAGAAAUAAAAUAAUUAUAUGUUUUCCUGAAAAUUAAUAUCAUAUGCCAACUGAAAUAAUUUUUAUGCAGGAUACAUAAAUGUAUUUAAAGAACCUAGACAAAUUUUUAUCAAGUAUAAUUUUAAAGAGCAUUUUUAUGAGGAUUUUUUUUACCCAACAAAUUCUUGGCGCAUUCUUGAGAAAUUUUUAAAAAUACACCUAUUUUAUAUUUUUUAAAAAUUUAAUUUGUGUUUUUGGGUUUACAUUAUGAUUACUUGCCAAUACUACUUCCCUUUUCCCAAAGAAUGAUAAUUUAUAACAGAAUAAAGCAGAUGAUCAAAACAAAUCAUCAAAAAGACCGAGUGUGCUAGGUUCUGCAUCUUAACUCUCCAUCUCUCUACUAAGAGGAGGAAACUUUUAUCUUA
Molecule: messenger RNA, 4420 nt
Organism: Sarcophilus harrisii (Tasmanian devil)
Lineage: Eukaryota; Metazoa; Chordata; Mammalia; Dasyuromorphia; Dasyuridae
Product: protocadherin beta-4
Exons: 1
Coding region: 1028-3412 (794 amino acids)
Biological process (GO): homophilic cell-cell adhesion
Cellular component (GO): plasma membrane
Molecular function (GO): calcium ion binding
Source: RefSeq, a predicted model, not a curated record